Salmo salar (Atlantic salmon) is the source of this 2459-nucleotide messenger RNA. RefSeq names its product dnaJ homolog subfamily A member 1. Gene Ontology annotation, biological process: protein folding; response to heat. NCBI's taxonomy places the organism in Eukaryota, Metazoa, Chordata, Actinopteri, Salmoniformes, Salmonidae. Gene Ontology annotation, molecular function: Hsp70 protein binding; ATP binding. The record is from RefSeq and is a predicted model, not a curated record.
ACUGGGAACUCUGGAGAAAAAAAUCGAGUUCUGACUAAAAAAAAUCGUUUGAGCAUCCAUCAAACUCGGAAUCCCAAGUCGGAAACUCGGGCAUCUUUCUAUAGCCCCGACUUCCCGACCUGAAAAUCACCGACGUCAUGGUUUGACCUCGUUUUUUCCGAGUUGUCUUGAAAGCACUGUUAAAGUAGGCGGUGCAAGUAGUAGAAGGUUCUGGAAGUUCAUCGCCAGGACGAGGGGUUGUUAUAAGUUAAACAAGGUCCUUUCUCUCAACGGCCGUCUAUUGUAACAGACUGUAACCAACAACAAUGGUGAAGGAAACCGGCUUUUAUGACAUGUUGGGUGUUAAGCCCAAUGCCACACCAGAUGAGCUGAAAAAGGCUUAUCGUAAGCUGGCCUUGAAAUACCACCCUGACAAGAACCCUACUGAGGGGGAGAAAUUUAAGCAGAUAUCUCAGGCAUAUGAGGUGCUGUCAGACUCCCAGAAGAGAGAGGUGUAUGACCGGGGAGGGGAGAAGGCAAUAAAAGGAGGGGGCAGCGGAGGUGGCGGGGGUUUUGGAUCCCCCAUGGACAUCUUUGACAUGUUCUUUGGAGGAGGUGGCCGACUGCACCGGGAGAGGAGAGGAAAGAAUGUGGUUCAUCAGCUCACAGUCUCUUUGGAAGACCUCUUCAAUGGCGCCACGAGGAAACUUGCUGUCCAGAAGAAUGUUAUUUGCGAGCGAUGUGAAGGUCGCGGGGGAAGGAAGGGUGCGGUGGAGAUGUGCAUGUCCUGUCGCGGCACGGGCAUGCAGGUGCGCCUCCACCAGCUGGGGCCAGGCAUGGUGCAGCAGGUGUCCACCGUGUGCGGGGGUUGCCAGGGCCAGGGCCAGCGUAUCAGCCACAAGGACCGCUGCAAGGCCUGCAGUGGACGGAAGAUUCUGCGGCAGAAGAAGAUCCUAGAGGUCCACAUUGACAAAGGUAUGAAGGAUGGGCAGAAGCUAGUUUUCCACGGGGAGGGAGAUCAGGAGCCAGGACUAGAGCCUGGUGACAUCAUCAUUGUCCUGGAUCAGAGAGUCCAUCCCGUCUUCACCAGGCAAGGGGAAAAUCUGAUCAUGACUAUGGAGCUGCAGCUGGUGGAGGCCCUGUGUGGUUUCCAGAAGCCUUGUCAAACUCUGGACAACCGAAGCCUCCUCAUCACCUGCCACCCAGGGGAAUUGAUCAAACCUGGCGACAAGAAGUGUGUCCUGAAUGAGGGGAUGCCCAUGCACCGCCAGCCGUUUGAAAAGGGACGCCUCAUUAUCCUCUUUUCGGUGGUAUUCCCCGAGGCCAACUUCCUCCCCAAGCACAAGCUGAAGGAGCUAGAGCACUACCUUCCUGCCAAGAGGGAGGCAGAGCAGCCCGAGAGCAUGGACGACGACCUCUACAUAUACGCCGACCUGGAGGACUGCGACCCGGCCAGAGUAAGACGCAGCCAAUACCAUUACAUGGAAGAGGAUGACUACCCGUCCGCUGGCGGGGUCCAGUGCCAGACCUCGUAAGACCCCGUCACAUCACUCCAACCCCAAAACUCCAUGGUCCAGCCCCCUCUGGAAACGUGCACAAACCGCAUCUUACAUUUUAUUCUCUUAACUUACAAUGCUAACUGUGGUGCCGAAGCGGUCCUUUAGGCUGGAUACCUGGAUCUACGUUCCAAGGUGACUCGGCUGUCUUUGUUGGAUCGUGUGCCUGAGUGGAGGAAAUUGAUUUCUGGUUAAGUUCCUUAGAGGACCAGAAAUGAAGAUUCUGAGUUUUUGGAAGCGCUAUGGAUGCUGUCACUGACUUUUUUUUUUCUUUUUUUUUAUAUAUAUAUAUAAAGUUAGAUUUUUAUGGUGUUUGAUUUGUAAAUUAGCAGGUUUUGAGCACCCUCUGUCUGCUUUGGUGUCACGGUUAGUACCGUUGGUGAUUUUGUGGUGUCCAAAGGUCACGAGAAAGAAAAUAGUUGGAAGCUAUAAUUCAUGUUGCCUAAUUGAAUCCUCACAGCGAUGAACCAUAUAGGCCUAUUUCCAUAUUGUUCCAUUUUUGAAUAAUUUAAUGUUUUUGUAUACCACAUCAGCGUAGUUGGAAGAUACUUGCCAAUUAUUACACCAACAUUUUUGUUUAAUUCAUUUUUAAUAAUGAUGUAAUGAUGCAUGUUAUCUACAUUUCAUAAAAUGCAUAUUGACCUUUUGUGAUAGUUCAUCUGUAGGAUUCAAUUGAAUCCUAUCUGCUGUAGUAUGGUAUACUUCGCUAUGUUCAACUGAUGAAAAGGUUAUUUACCCCAUUUUUAAUAUCAAGAGGUGUCUGUUUAAUUCCUCCAUUCUUCAUGGGAAUUAGUCAAACUGUAAAUAAACUUUCAAUAGACCUCAAGAAGUUCUGCUACUGGUAUCUAUGUGCUGUGACUGUCGUAAUUGUUUUGGGAUUAAAAUAAACUUAAUGGCUAGUCUUCUACUGCCAAAUUGAAAUUA